Entelurus aequoreus (snake pipefish) is the source of this 3199-nucleotide messenger RNA. It is a transcript of the gene armc3, whose product is annotated as armadillo repeat containing 3. Gene Ontology annotation, molecular function: protein binding. NCBI's taxonomy places the organism in Eukaryota, Metazoa, Chordata, Actinopteri, Syngnathiformes, Syngnathidae. The coding region runs from base 746 to 3184 and encodes 812 amino acids. The record is from RefSeq and is a predicted model, not a curated record. The transcript has 17 exons.
AGUGGGUCGCUCGCACGGAAGAGCUUGACUUUCUGAGCGACGAAGUGUUUCUUCUUGGUCUUGGUUUUGCUUGCAAUUGAUGCGGCAAUGCUGCUCGCCGAAGCCAUGUUUUUUUUUUUUUUUUUUUUUAAAUCAAAACGGUUAUGGAUAUUGCAGUGUUGAAUCCUCAAAAAAAUGCACUCCCCUCUAGUCUAAACUGGCACAGCGGCCACCGCCACCUCACGACUCAGUGGAUAACAGCGCUAUUCAUCUGGCCAGUGCCCUAAUCAAAUGUCCAACACGGCCCUGACUAAACGCAUAAAGCCCGAUCCGGAGGAGGACUAAACGUGGGGAGGAUGCGACGCUGAAGCUAACAGUCCAUCAGUCCGCAUUAUCGGCUCGCCCCUGCGACGUCAAGCCUCACUGAGCUGGCGUUAGCAUAGCCAUAGCAUGCUAGCGAGCAGCGAUGCGAGGGUAAAUAAACGCAGCAUGGGGGAAAAUGUGUAAAAAAGCGGAUGAUUUAAUUUAAUGACGCUGCCGUUCGCCGCUGCGAAACGCUGCCGUUCGCCGCUGCGAAACGCUGCCGUGUCUAACACCUGCUAUUGAACCCAGUCAGCCCGCAAGCUAGCUGGCUAGCGUUAGCAGCCCGAUUAGCAGUCGGCUAAAGCCCCUUUUCCUCCUCCUCCUCCUCCUCCUCCUACGUGCUCGGUCGGUUGGGAUGCCGAAAGCUGUCGUCCUUUAAUGUCGCCGCCCCGUUGGAGACGCAAUGAAAGAGGAUGCCUUUAACGUCAAAUCGACGGGUGGCAGAAUGGGGAGGAGAGAUAACAGAAGCAAGACCGAUGAUUCUGAGUCCUCGUGCAAGGACAUGGUUGAAUCGCUUCGCAUCGAAUUCAAAUCGCAGACAACUGCUGUUCUUCUUCUGAGAUCCCCCGAAGAAGACAUUUUGAUCGUAGCGUGUGGAGCAAUCUACAAAUUUGCAGAGGAAGGAGAUGGUAAUAAAAUUCACCUGAUGGAUCUUGGAGCAUUGGAGCCUCUUUGUCAGCUCGUCAAUCACAGCAACAAGAUGAUCAGACGCAAUGCAAUCAUUGGACUGGGCGUCAUGGCUACCAACAGUACAGUGAGAAAUGUCCUGCAAAACAUCAACGUCAUUCCAUCGAUCAUCGCCAGGCUGUCACUGGACGACACUGCCAUCCAAGAGUUUGGGACCCUAUGCCUGGCCUCACUGUCUGUGGAAUCCUCCUGUAAACUCCAAAUCGUGGACAACCAAGGCCUGCCAGUAUUGAUCAAGCUCCUUUCCAAUUCAGACCCAGAUAUUCAGAAGAACUCUCUGGAGACCAUCUUCAACUUGGUUGACGAUGAGCAAAUCUGCCCUGUCUUCAUCGAAUUGUGCGGGAUCAGUCAUUUACUACUCCUGCUCAAAUCAGCAUUCAGCGUCAUUCAGCAGCUGGCUUUGAAAACAAUGCAGAAGAUGGCUGCCAAUCACAAAGAUACCCAAAUCACCUUUAGGGAAGAGCAAGCGCUUGAUAUAUUCAUCAAUAUCAUCAAUGAUAAGGAUUUAAUUGACCUCCAUGCCGAGACCUUGCAUGUUAUAGCCAACUGUAUCGGUGACAUGGAGAGUUUCCGGGUGAUCCAGAAUUCAGGAGGGCUAGCCACGCUAAUGGAGCUUGCCCAGACCCCUAAGUUGUCCGAAAGCAAAGGCAUCAAUAAUGAAAUCCAGGCCACGGCUGUGAACUGCUUCACCAGGGCUACUCAGAACUGUGACCUCCACCAAUUUCUGCAUGAACAAAAGAUUGACAAGGUUCUGGUAGAUCUCUUGUCUUCUGGAGCCACCGACUGCAUAAAAACAUACGCUUGUCAAGCUAUGGCCACCUUGAGCUGCUUUCUGCCCAGCAAAGGCCUCUUCAGAGAUUUAGGUGGUAUACCCGCUGUGGUGCGGUUACUGAAGAGUAAGAAUUCAGCGAUGAGAGAGCAGGCUAUCCAGGCCUUGGCCAACCUCACAUCAGGAAACUACCUCAACACUAUGGCAGUAUUUAAGGCAGGAGGACAUAAAAUGCUUGUGCAGAGGCUCUGCGACGAUUGUCCUAAGAUAGUGGCCAAUUCGAUAGCCAUACUCGGCAGGAUGGCAGCACAGGAAGAAUUGCGCUGUACAGUGAUAUGGGAGGGAGUGGUGCCAGCGCUGGUGGAGCCUUUAAAAUCGACAGACAUGGAGGUCCUGAUCAGUGUCUUGCUGUGCCUCUGUGAACUGGCCUUUGAGGAAGAAGCCAGGGUAGAGCUGCAAAGCGCUGGGGGUUUCGAACCGCUCGUCAGUUUGCUGCGUUCCAGUCACACGGAGGUGCUGCGCUGCGCAUGCAUGGCGAUCAGUGUGUGUGCCAAGGAUGAGCCCACUGCUCUGGAGAUGUGCAGAUUUGGAGCCUUAGAAAUCCUUCAAGAAAUCAAUCUAUCAAUAAACCGUAGGAGCAAGUUUACAGAGUUUGCCUUGAUCAGUCUGCUCAAAUACAACGUGUCUCUCAAAUAUGGUCUGCUUGGUUAUUUGGCCACAGGUGAUAUCAUCCCCGAUGGCUUCUGUGAUACUGGAAAGGUUGGUUUUGGUCAGACAGUUUUGAGCUUAGAAGAACUGAUCAUGGAGCCAAUAAACGAACAGCGUCCGGUCUUCCUCGUCACCGCAAUCGAGCUGAGCAAUGAAGCGCCACAGAAAGAUGAGGCCCAGUUGCAGUGUUCUCAAGAGAGCAACUGUAAAGUAAUGGAUGACGUCUCCUUGCGGUUUCUAGUUAAAGAGGUCAAGGAGUCUGACCUGCUUUUGAAUGAUGAAGAGGAACAAUACGCUGCCUUGGCAAGGUACGUAAGCGAUGCCAUGGGUGGACAAAUUGAGCAACAAGAGUUGGAAACAUUUGCAUGGGUUCAACAUCUAGAUGAGCUCAAACAUCGACUGACGAGUAACGUGAUUCCGAUUGGCAUGAUCAGAAAAGGAUUCUACUGUCACAGGGCGCUUCUUUUCAAGUACUUGGUUGAUUGCAUCGGCCUGAGGUGUACUCUGGUAAGAGGUGACUACAACCGAGCUUGGAAUGAAGUACUCAUCUACAAGGAAGAUCCAUGCAGCAAUGAAAACUGCUCACAGCCAUGUUGCUAUAUUGUGGACCUCAUGCACCAGCCUGGAAACUUACUGGAGGUUAAUAGUCCCGCUGCUAGUGAUUAUAAAAGUCUAUAGAGGGCGAUGUAGUGU